AUGCCUGUGAGCAUGUUCAGCAUCGACAAUAUUCUGGCGGCCAGACCUCGCUGCAAGGACUCGGUACUGCUGCCCCCGAGCGCCGCCGCCGCCGCCGCCCCCCCCGUCGUCUUCCCCGGCCUCCACGGGGACUCGCUCUACGGCGGUUCCUCCGACUACGGCGGAUUUUACUCGCGGGCGGUGGCACCCGCCUCCGCCCUGCCGCCGGCCGUCACCGGAUCCCGGCUGGGCUACAACAACUACUACUACGGCCAGCUGCAUGUGCCGGCGUCUCCCGUGGGCCCUUCGUGCUGCGGGGCCGUUCCCCCCCUGGGCGCCCAGCAGUGCUCCUGCGUCCCCCCCGCAGGUUACGAGGGCACUGGGUCAGUCUUGAUGUCCCCUGUUCCCCAUCAGAUGUUGCCCUACAUGAACGUGGGCACUUUGUCCCGGACGGAGCUGCAGUUGCUGAACCAGCUGCACUGCCGCAGGAAAAGGCGGCAUCGGACUAUCUUCACUGACGAGCAGCUGGAAGCGCUGGAAAACCUCUUCCAGGAAACGAAGUACCCAGACGUGGGCACCAGGGAACAGCUGGCCAGAAGGGUGCACUUAAGAGAGGAAAAAGUGGAGGUUUGGUUCAAAAACCGCCGGGCAAAGUGGAGGAGGCAAAAGCGAUCGUCUUCGGAGGAGUCGGAAAACGCACAAAAAUGGAAUAAAGCGUCUAAAACGUCCCCGGAGAAGAGACAAGAGGACGGGAAAAGUGACUUGGACUCCGACAGCUGAUAACUCGCGGGGGGGGGACAUUUCCCGUGGACUGUCGGAUACGCUCCAAAGGAUGCUACUAAUCUUGCACAAGCUCUGCCUUGUUGGGGGGGGGGGGGGGAUAUAUCUGUAUAUAAUGUACAGUGCCCCGAGUUGAUUUCGUGUAAAUAAAACGCGUUGCGGAGGUAUUGCACAGGUAGACGGCGGCGCGUUUGUUCCCCCCCCACCCCGGGGCCGCGGCGAGAGGGGAGAGGAGAGCGGCGGUGUCCCCCUCCCCGGGGACCAGGGGUGGCUUUGCCGGCCCGGUUACUUAUUUAACGAGGCUUCGCCAAGUUUGGGAGCAAGCGGAGGGACAGCCCCUCCAGGUCUACCCCAUAUCCAGAGGCUUGUCCCCCCAGGGAGCGCCGGCGAGCGGCCCCCCCGCCGGUCCUGUCCCGCUGGCCCAGCCGGCCUGGAGGCGAUGCCCGGAGGAAAUAUUUGCAAAUCCGGCCUCGCACUUUUCACUCCUCUCUCGUUUCCCCGCGCUUUUCUCUCCCUCUCCCUGCAGUUACGCCUUGUCGAGGUUUCCAAAGCGUUUGUCUUUUGAUUCCCCGCUUAGAAAAGCUGUCUCGCUCCAUCGGUGUUUAAAAUGGCUAUUAAUAAGUUUCAGCCACUAUCAGAUGAAUUACGCAUAAAGGGAGGUACGAGCCCUCGUGUGCUGCUCCAGGGGAUGUUUCACAAGAAGUUGCUAAUGGAUGUUUUCUCCCCUUUGAGGCAGCACCUUUGCAAUUAGGAAAGCCGUGACAGCCUGGGCUCGUUCUACUCUCCCCUCUAUGAGGGCCUCGUAAAAGUGACGUCUGUUCCCCCUGUAAAAUUCACAUUCAUUUUCCUUGUGCUUUUUUCUCCUGUGACUCCCCGACUCCUGGUGCUCGUCCCUUCAGAGCAGAACUACUGCAGUUUCCCCAUGUUGUCUUGUUUAGAGAAACUUUUCCCUCUCCUUGUCUACAAAGACUGUCUAUAAAUUUAAAACAAAUGACCUGAAGGUGUAAAGCCAACGCAGAUAACCUCUGGCUGGAAUUCUUCAUGCUGUGCCUUUCAUUCAGAAAUUAAGUGGUAAUGAGCUGAUUCUCCUUAAUUACAGCCAAUGCCUAAACUCACCUGUAUCUAUUCAGCUCGUCUAGCACAGACAAGAAAUUGGUCUGUAGAAAUGUGCUCACCAUUGCUUCCAGUGACACUAGAAAGGGUUGGCUGCUGUGUUGCUUGUCCUUGUGCUUUUUCUCCCUUUCCAGCUAUAUCCAGCUUUUUGCGGGUAUUGUAGCGUGGUGCGUAUUGCAGGUGUUAGUGCGAUGGAGCGAAUCUCAGUACCUGUCUGCUCAGAUAAUGUACCCGUGUUUCCUCAUAGGUGUGGUAUCUCUCUCUCUGAGCAACCUCUCUCCAUACCAAGAGGUAGGAACAGCUGCCGUGGAAGAAAUUAAGUGUGGUUUUGUGUGAGUCAGUCCUUUAGGGGGCUUACAGUUUCAUAGUUACUGCUCUCUUGAACAAGAAAAGAUUUUUAGCCUCUUUUGUUCCUUAGCACAGCAGAGGAGGAAGGGAAAAAGCAAACUUCUCAAUGGAUUCUUCUUCUUGGAUAUAUAUAAUGGUUUGGCUCUACUGAGCUAUUGCAUUUUGGAGACGCUACCCUAUUGCUACGACGUGUAUAUGAUCUCUGUAAACUGUAUUGAAUUACAACCCAGGAGCACUGAAAAUUAGUUUUCAAAUUACUGAAAAUUAUCUUUCAAAAGAAGUGUUUUGUUAUGCUAUAUUCAGGAAGUCUCACUGAGUGGAAUUUUAAUGUCAUCUCCUCUGUAUUUAGUCAUUGUUAGGUUUUAAAGUGCAUACUUGAUUUGCAAAUAAAAGCCAGGUCUAAGGAUAAUAUUGCCCAGGAUUUUGCAAGUGCUUAUAUAUUUUCUUUACUUCCCAUGUAUAAAUAUCCUUAGUGCCACACUGGGAGCUUGGUAGGGUUUCGUUUUGUUUUGUUUUGCAUUUUUGUGUGUGGAGUGGUAAUUUUGGAAGUCACUAUUAAGGAUUUUAGCCUGCAUAGUUCAAUGUGGGAGUUAAACUGGAUAUGGGUUUGCAAGGGGUGGGCUUUAAAUAUUUUUUUGAUAAGCAAUACUAGUUACUUAAGGUUGUAGUCCACACCUUCGGAGGUUUUUAGACUUUUCCAAAGGGAGCAAGGCGCUCAAGAACUGCGGAAGCUCCAGGUCACCAAAUGUGCAAAUUUAUGGAUUUAUUUAGAACUUUUUGUUCUGUGGGAGUGUGGGAUGUGAUGUAACAAUCAAAACCUUGUGAUCCAAAACAUGCUUUCUGUGCAUGGGAUUGUGAUGAAGUCACCACUGAUUGCUUUAAAAUCAUGUUGUACCUUAGUCUGAGUUAAUUUUUGAUUUGACUAUAAACUCUUGAUUACCAUAAGCUUCAUCUUGCAGUCACUGGUAUCAGUUCUUAAUACUACAUGUAGA
Messenger RNA from Chroicocephalus ridibundus (black-headed gull), 3212 nucleotides. RefSeq names its product goosecoid homeobox (gene GSC). Gene Ontology annotation, cellular component: nucleus. The coding region runs from base 1 to 759 and encodes 252 amino acids. Lineage: Eukaryota; Metazoa; Chordata; Aves; Charadriiformes; Laridae. The record is from RefSeq and is a predicted model, not a curated record. Gene Ontology annotation, biological process: regulation of transcription by RNA polymerase II. The transcript has 3 exons. Gene Ontology annotation, molecular function: DNA-binding transcription factor activity, RNA polymerase II-specific; RNA polymerase II cis-regulatory region sequence-specific DNA binding.